Molecule: messenger RNA, 1161 nt
Organism: Lycium barbarum (goji berry)
Lineage: Eukaryota; Viridiplantae; Streptophyta; Magnoliopsida; Solanales; Solanaceae
Product: GDT1-like protein 4
Exons: 13
Coding region: 148-834 (228 amino acids)
Biological process (GO): Golgi calcium ion homeostasis; calcium ion transmembrane transport; Golgi calcium ion transport
Cellular component (GO): Golgi apparatus
Molecular function (GO): calcium ion transmembrane transporter activity; manganese ion transmembrane transporter activity
Source: RefSeq, a predicted model, not a curated record
AUACUGUGUCGUACACCACAUUUUUUUCAAUUGAGAGAGCUCAAAGAACUCGAUCCACCAUAUAUAUAUAUAUACACACAACUCACAGUUCAUUGUUUUAAGCUAUAAAUUGCUCUCUCAAAGCUUUACUUAGAGGAGCAAUUGAAGAUGAGUCUUUCAGUGGCACAGGGUUUUACGAAGUCUUUGGCGAUGACAGUGCUAUCUGAGAUCGGAGACAAGACUUUCUUCGCCGCCGCGAUUUUAGCGAUGCGUCAUCCUAGGAGACUCGUCUUGUCAGGCUGCCUUGGGGCUUUAAUUGUAAUGACUAUUCUGUCUGCCGUUGUUGGUUGGGCUGCUCCCAAUUUGAUCUCGCGUAAAUGGACCCAUCAUAUUACAACGCUACUGUUCCUGGGAUUUGGAGUAUGGUCUUUGUGGGAUGCAUUCCAUGAUGGGGGAGCUGAGGAUUUGGAUGAAGUUGAAGCACAGCUGGAUGCUGAUCUAAAAUCUAAUGGUGGAGCAACCAAGGAGAAGAAUCAGGAUUCUGACGAGUUAAAGAAGCAGAGACGGCCUCUUCUCAAUCAGUUCUUCUCACCCAUCCUUCUGAAGGCAUUUUCAAUUACCUUCUUUGGUGAAUGGGGUGACAAGAGCCAGCUUGCUACCAUUGGUUUGGCUGCCGAUGAGAAUCCACUAGGAGUUGUUCUUGGAGGAAUACUGGGACAAGCUUUAUGUACUACAGCUGCUGUCCUAGGAGGGAAAACCCUCGCAUCUUCAAUAUCUGAGAAAAUAGUGGCACUUGCUGGUGGAUCUCUAUUCAUUGUUUUCGGAAUUCAGUCCUUCCUUUCAACAGUCCAGUAACCACGGAGUUUACCUUAUGAACAUUUACCCCUUCUUUGGAAGUGAAUGAUGGUCUAGAUGCACAUGUCGUUUGCUAAAGUCCUCGAUAUGAAGGUGCAACAAUUAUAUAAAAGCAAAGAAGUCGGGCAAACACUAUUUUAUUAGAUAUUAGUUUCAUCAAUUUAGAUUAAGGCUCCUGGUGUGGCCAAGGCGAGCAGCCACUAUUUUUAACCUUUUCGCUGAAAGUCAAUUAUGUAGAUGAAUUGCAAUGGACAGUAGACACUAUUUGCUUAAGACAAGCUGGUUCUCAUGAGCCCAUUUUUAUGGACUACGGUCUUUUGUUAUUCA